Messenger RNA from Emiliania huxleyi CCMP1516, 1047 nucleotides. RefSeq lists its product as hypothetical. Gene Ontology annotation, biological process: protein phosphorylation. Gene Ontology annotation, molecular function: protein kinase activity; ATP binding. The annotation marks the transcript as partial. Lineage: Eukaryota; Haptophyta; Isochrysidales; Noelaerhabdaceae. The transcript has 3 exons. The record is from RefSeq and is a predicted model, not a curated record.
AUGUGCGCCGCGCUUCCGGCCUCGAUCUGCCUCUCUUCCUCCUCGUCGGCGGUCGGCUCGGCCAGCAACUCGCGAAAGUCCUUCUCGAUGGAGGCGCUGCCCGCACGGCACCGCCCGGUCGCGUCCCCGCCGGCCGCCGCUCCGCUGAGGCCCGCCUCCUUCUCGACGAUCGGAGAGCUGCGCGCCGCCGCCGCCGUGGUGCGGCGGCCGCCGAGCAGGGAGGGGGCGGGAGGGGACGGCUCGCUCUCCCCCGCGAGGCCGCUUUCCCGCGAGGGUCAGCGAGUCGACUCGCUCGGCGUCGCGUGGCCGGCCGCCUCGUCGCAAUCGCAGGCGGACCUGCUCUUCCGCAUGUCCGGCCUCGGCCAGGUGCAGGAGUUUGUGGAGGGAGGCAGCCUGCUGCACGCGCUCGGCCCGAAGCCGCCCUCGACGCAGCCGCCCUCGCGCACGCCGGACAGCUCCAGCCCUGGUCCAGACUUCAACCCGGUGGACGACCACGAGGCGAGCGAUUUCGUCGAGCGGCGCGUGCUCGGGCAGGGCGCCUUUGGGCACGCGGUGCUGUGGGAGUCGCGCCGCAACGGGCUGCUCGUCGUGGCGAAGAAGCUUCUCAUCGCCGGCACCACCGACUUCCGGAAGCUGGAGAACGAGGUUGCGAUCUGCGCGUCGCUCCGCCACCCCAACAUCGUGCAGUACUUGCGCACGUCCCACAACGACACCUACCUCGUCCUCAUGCAGGUCCUCCACCGCGACCUCUCCGCCUCCAACGUCUUUCUCUCUGCGGCGGGCGACAUCAAGGUCGGCGACUUUGGCCUCUCGAAGACCACGGGCGUCAACGCGUCCCGCUCCGCGCUGGCGACGACGAUGUGCGGCACGCCAAACUACUGCUCGCCCGAGCUCAUCAACGGCGAGCCGUACGGCGCCGCCUCCGACGUGUGGGCCAUCGGGUUGAUUGCGUACCAGCUCUUCACGCUGAGGCACCCCUUCGAGGCCUCCUCCGUCUCGCAGCUCUUCCGCCUCAUCUGCGCCGGCAAGGUCGACACGGCCGCCCUC